Messenger RNA from Rhea pennata, 5004 nucleotides. RefSeq names its product kinesin family member 14 (gene KIF14). The record is from RefSeq and is a predicted model, not a curated record. Bases 1 to 5004 code for a protein of 1667 amino acids. Lineage: Eukaryota; Metazoa; Chordata; Aves; Rheiformes; Rheidae. Gene Ontology annotation, molecular function: microtubule binding; ATP binding; microtubule motor activity. The transcript has 29 exons. Gene Ontology annotation, biological process: microtubule-based movement.
AUGCCUAUUUACACAGUACCUGCAAGAAGCUGCUCUGAGGCACAGUGUACUACUGCUUCACAGAAGAAUUCUUCACAAAAUGCCUUUACUAGCAGCAAAAAGUUUGGGCAACAACUGAAAUCACAGAUGUCAGAGGAAGAAAAGAAUAAUCUACUUCCAUACUCUCAGAACAAGGCUGAAGAAGUAAAUAGGACUUACGUGAUUUCUGCGUGUAAAAAAGCGGGUAAUGCACCAAUUACGUUUAAACCUGAAGAUAAAUUAAUGCUCCAGAGGAGAACUAGAGCAAGCAAAGAAUCAGCUUGCAGUAGUGAACAACUGGAUGAAAAAACAGCACAGGACACAGAAAAUGUACAAACAGAGAAAAGACUUACUCUGCAGAGACGAGUGAGGACUGACACUACAGAAAAGAGUAAAAUAUGUCAGAAUACCAUGACUGGCAUAGAAAAUAAUGACUGUGCUGCUGCACGAAGAAAUUACAAGAUUGUACUUCUACCAAGUGCUAGUAAUAACGAUAAACAUUACACUAAACCAAGCUGUAAAUUGUCUGAAGGUCAGUCACAUCCAAAGCAGUACUAUAAUUUAAACAGUAAGGAUUCACUUAGCAAUACUGAUGGUCUGUCUGAAAAUGAUAACUGCACACACUUAAAAUACAGGACAAUCACUUCUGAUAAAAAACUUCAAAAUGAAGUUCCUAGAACAGCACAAUUUGUUACCCCAAAAUAUAUCAAUAGGAUACCAGGAGAGCAGCUGAAUGAAAAAGGCAAUGUAAGUAAGGUAGCUGAAAAAGAAAGGUUACAAAACUUAAUUAUAAAACAUCACAGUUUGGAAAGGCAGAGGACACCAAGAAAAGAUACAGCGGAAGGACUGAAGCUUACACCAAAGCAUAGCAUUCCUCAGGAUAUCAGAAAUUGUUCUCUAUCUGCUUCAAAGAAACAAAUACCUCACCCUCAGAUUGUAGCAAAAAAGAAAAUGAGUGCCCCCAAUGCUCUUUCUAUGAGUAGAGGUGCAAAAGCAGAAGAGAAUACAACACGUAUACUAGCUUUUAAGGAGGAAACUCUAGGUGGCAGCAAUAGCACUGAGAAAGAUAUUUUCAAAGCAGAAAACAGCAAAGUGACUGUAGCUGUACGUGUACGGCCUUUCAGUAACAGAGAGAAAAAUGAAAAUGCUUUUCCUGUGGUCUCUAUGAGCGGUUCAGAGACAGCUGUACAAAAUCCAGACACAGACCAUGUUUACAACUUCAGUUAUGACUUCUCGUUCUGGUCUUUUGAUGAGUGUCAUCCUAAUUUCGCAAACCAAGCAGUGGUUUACAAAACUCUGGCAGUACCACUCCUAGAAAAAGCUUUUGAGGGGUACAACACUUGUCUUUUUGCUUAUGGACAGACUGGUUCUGGAAAGUCAUACACAAUGAUGGGAUUUGAUGAAGACCAAGGAAUAAUUCCAAGAUUUUGUGAAGAUCUCUUCACCCGAAUAGCACAAAUGGAUAAGCAACAGACUUUGUAUCAUCUUGAAAUGAGCUAUUUUGAAGUUUAUAAUGAGAAGAUUCAUGACUUGCUUGUCUUUAAAGCUGAAAGUGGACAGAAGAAAUGCCCACUCCGUGUAAGAGAACACCCAGUGUUAGGACCGUAUGUGGAAGACUUGACUGUGAAUGUUGUCAGUUCUUAUUCUGAUAUCCAGAGUUGGCUUGAACUGGGAAAUAAACAGAGAGCAACAGCUGCUACAGGAAUGAAUGACAAGAGCUCUAGAUCUCAUUCUGUCUUCACCUGUGUCAUGACGCAAACAAAAGUAGAGUUUGUGGAUGAAGAGCAACAUGAUCAUAGGGUUACCAGCCGCAUAAAUCUAAUAGAUUUAGCUGGCAGUGAACGCUGCUCAGCCACACAAACCAUUGGAGAAAGGCUAAAGGAGGGUGUAAGUAUUAAUAAGUCACUGUUAACCCUUGGAAAGGUUAUUUCUGCACUCUCUGAACAGUCUCAAAAUGGAAAGAAAACAUUCAUCCCUUACCGGGAGUCUGUCCUUACAUGGUUGUUAAAGGAAAGUCUUGGUGGAAAUUCCCGAACUGCUAUGAUUGCCACAAUCAGUCCAGCUGCCAGCAGUAUAGAAGAAACACUCAGCACUCUUCGCUAUGCAAAACAAGCUUGUUCAAUAAUCAAUAUUGCUAAAGUAAAUGAAGAUGUGAAUGCCAAACUAAUCAGAGAACUGAAAGCUGAAAUUGAAAAACUGAAGGCAGCGCAGAAAAGUGCUCAGAAUACCGACCCUGAAAAAUACAGACGUUAUUUGCAGGAAAUAACUUCUCUGAGAGUAAAACUGCACCAGCAGGAAAGGGACAUGGCAGAAAUGCAAAGGGCCUGGAAAGAAAAGCUUGAACAAGCAGAAAAAAGGAAAUUAGAAGAAACAAAAGGGUUACAGAAAGCAGGAAUUGCAUUCAAAAUGGACAAUCGUUUACCAAACCUUGUCAAUCUCAAUGAAGAUCCCCAACUUUCUGAGAUGCUGUUGUAUAUGAUCAAAGAAGGAGAAACUACUGUCGGAAAGCAUACACCAAAUUCAAGACAUGAUAUCCAGCUUUCUGGAGCGCUAAUUGCUGCUGACCACUGUGUUAUAAAAAAUAUUGAUGGCAAAGUGAGUAUUAUUCCACUGAGAGAAGCAAAGACGUAUGUUAAUGGGAAACACAUUUUAGACCCAACAGUUCUACAUCAUGGUGAUAGAGUGAUCCUUGGGGGAGACCAUUAUUUCAGGUUUAAUCAUCCAGUAGAAGUUCAGAAAGUGAAAAGGCCAUCUUGUGGGACUACGUUUCUGUGUGAUGGUCCAAAAGAUUUUGAAUUUGCAAAAAAUGAGCUUCUUGUUGCGCAAAGAACACAACUUGAAUCAGAAAUUGAAGAGGCACGACUCAAAGCCAAAGAGGAAAUGAUGCAAGGUAUCCAAAUUGCAAAAGAGAUGGCUCAGCAAGAACUGACAUCACAAAAAGAAGUUUAUGAAAGCAAAAUAAAAUCACUAGAAGCAGAACUGAAAGAAGAAUCUCAUAAGAAGCAAAUGCAAGAACUGAAUAAUCAGAAGGCUGUAAACAAAAUACAAGAGCUAGAAAAGGCAAAGCAAGAUCUUGAGCUCGAAGUACACUUCAACAAGAAACGUUUGGAAAUGGAGACGUUAGCUACCAAGCAGGCUCUGGCAGAUCAUACUAUUCAUCAUGCAAAGAUACUUGAAGCUCUGGAAGCAGAGAAACAGAAGAUUGCUGAAGAAAUACAAACCCUUCAAAAGAAUCGUGGAAAUGGGAAUAAAACUAUGACUAUUCCACUUAACUGGAAUUCUCUGAAACUAUCAGUGAUGAUCAAGGAGGCCAAUGCUAUUAGUAAUGAAUUAGGGAAAAACACUGUUUUCUGCAGGCAUGACAAAAUUGAUGAUAAAACAGGAACAGCAACUUCUGUUCAGGUACAGGUUCGUAAUAUCAAACUGGGAAUUGCAACUUUCUGGAGCCUGGAGAAAUUUGAAUGCAAACUAGCAGCAUUGAAAGAACUUUAUGAGAAUAAUGAUGGUAACAAAGCUGCUGAUGUAUUUUAUGACCCUACUGAUGAGUGGGAACCUGACCUUUCAGCUGCUUCAGUUUCCUCUUUUUCCAGAAGAAGGAGCAGAAGUUUCAUGAAGAACAGGAGAAUUUCUGGAUGUUUGUCUGAUAUAAAAUUAUGCCCAGUCCAGAACAUACAAACUUCUUAUAUAUCAGGCUCGCUGAACAAAUCCAGCAUAUGCCCAAACUGCUCUGAAUUGUUUAUUCCUGGAAUUUGCAAAGAAUCUGUAAGUUCAGCUUUAGAUUUACUGGAGCAGAAUCAUGAAGGAGGAAAGAGCAUAGCAGAUAAUCUCCUAACUACUUUGUGUACUAUUUUUACUGGAGUAUCUGUCAUUUCAAAAGCCUAUGAACAGCAAGACGAAGAAUGUCAAGAGAACAUUUUCCUUCUUGAUCGUGCUGCUCAGUCCUAUUGCAUCAGAAUUAUCUCUGCUUUUGAUCAGCUUGUGGUUCUAACCAAACUUUGGCUUAACAAUAUCCAAAGGUACUCCACAUCUAUAAAAACCGAUGAAGAAUUAAAACAGGAAGUAAAGAACUUGGGAGGUUAUUUACAGUUACUGUUGCAGGGAUGUUCUUCAGAUAUAUCCUCAAUGGUAAUGGAAGCAUGGAACAAAAUAAACCAAACAGUAAGACAAAUAAUGAAAUAUAUAGGACACUUGGCAGUACUCACAAGAGCUGAUAUUUGCUCUUCUGAAGAGAACAACGUUACUGCAACUAGCCUACAGAAAGAAUUUGUACUUGCCAUUUACAGUGGAGUAGGCUCAGGACUGGAGCUUCUUAUGGAUACAGUACAGGAGAAAGCAAGUGUGGUGCAGAAAGAACUGGUGAAGCAAUAUCCACAAAAUGAGAUUCAAAAUCGAAUAAAGGACAAUGCUGUUGCUUUAGCCAGAUUCCUUGAAAAUAACAUAUCUUACUGCAGAAAGAAAGAAAUAGAAUCUCAGUUACCAGAGGAAGAAUGUGUAUAUCAGGAAAUAAAGAAAAUCGUUAAUAUUGCUGCAAAAUAUUUGGAAUUGGAGCAGUAUCUAGCUGAAGUCUAUCAAAUUGUUUCUUCUACAUUACAAGGGUCAUACCAAAAUACAAGCCAUCUCAAGAGCUGUGCAGAAAAGAUUUGCGUGUUAGCUGGAUAUUUUAACAGUUAUUUCAGUUUAUUUGUCUUGCCUUCUACUUCUGUAAACAAUCCUGUCCAGAAAAUACCUAUACCUUUUAUGAAUUCUGAUGAAUUGGAUUCUUUGGUUCAUUCCCUUAUUGUGAAUUUUGAACUUGAACAAGGACAGCAGUCACUGAAAUCUCAGACUCUUUGUAAUGGAACUGUUGGGACUCAAGGAAAACAGGUUGAAACAGGUGAAGUUGAAUUGGUAAGGAUACAGAAGGGAAUUCCAGAACAUACAUAUAAAAUGCAGUCAUCGCCUAUGUUCCCAGGAGAGCUUUCAUCUGGUGGGAUACAGUGGGUGUAA